Molecule: messenger RNA, 3009 nt
Organism: Echinops telfairi (small Madagascar hedgehog)
Lineage: Eukaryota; Metazoa; Chordata; Mammalia; Afrosoricida; Tenrecidae
Gene: TSGA10
Product: testis specific 10
Exons: 20
Coding region: 11-2686 (891 amino acids)
Source: RefSeq, a predicted model, not a curated record
AGACGCAGGGAUGAGCUCCGGGGAGGACGGCAGCCCCAGAUCCCCAGGGAGGGACCCGGAGCUCCAGGUUACCACCAAAGAACAUGAUUUUGGUCUAGGGGCUCCAAUUUCUGAAGUUGAAAAAUACCAGAAUACUCUCCAACUAGAACAAGAAGUGAAAAACCAAGAUAGAUUCAUCUCUACAUUGAAAUUACAGAUUGAAGAUCUUAAACAGACAAAUCAUGGCUUGGAAGAAUAUGUUAGGAAACUCUUGGAUAGUAAAGAGGUGGUAAGCAGUCAAGUAGAUGAUUUAACUAGUCACAAUGAGCAUCUGUGUAAAGAAUUGAUUAAAAUUGACCAACGUGCAGAGCAACUAGAGAAAGAGAAGAAUUUUGUGGUGGAUACCGCUGACAAGGAACUUGAAGAAGCAAAGAUUGAACUUAUUUGCCAGCAAAAUAAUAUAACUGUAUUGGAAGAUACAAUAAAAAGGCUUAGAUCUAUAAUUUUAGAGACUGAAAAAGCACAAAAUAAAUCUCCUUCCAGACUUGAUUCCUUUGUCAAGACUUUAGAAGCAGACAAAGAUCACUACAAGAGUGAAGCUCAAAAUUUGAGAAAGAUGAUGAGAAGUAGAUCUAAAAGUCCAAGACGCCCAUCUCCAUCUUCCCGGGUUGCAAACUGUGAUGUAGAGCUAUUGAAAACAAGAGACCGUGAAGAACUUAAGUGCAUGCUGGAAAAAUAUGAGCGUCAUUUGGCAGAAAUUCAGGGUAAUGUCAAGGUUCUGACAUCUGAGAGAGACAAGACCUUUCUUCUUUAUGAACAGGCACAGGAAGAAAUUGCCCGACUUCGACGAGAAAUGAUGAAAAGCUGUAAGUCUCCCAAGUCAACCACAGCGCACGCUAUCCUCCGGCGAGUGGAGACAGAAAGAGAUGUAGCCUUCACUGAUCUGCGAAGAAUGACCACAGAACGAGAUAGUCUGAGGGAAAGGCUGAAGAUUGCCCAGGAGACAGCAUUUAAUGAGAAGGCUCACUUGGAACAAAGGAUAGAGGAGCUGGAAUGCACAGUUCAUAAUCUUGAUGACGAACGUAUGGAGCAAAUGUCCAACAUGACUUUGAUGAAGGAUACCAUAACCACUGUGGAGAAAGAAAUGAAAUCCUUAGCAAGAAAGGCAAUGGACACCGAAAGUGAACUUGGCAGACAAAAAGCAGAGAAUAAUUCUUUGAGACUUUUAUAUGAAAACACAGAAAAAGACCUUUCUGAUACUCAGCGACACCUUGCUAAGAAAAAAUAUGAGCUACAGCUUACUCAAGAGAAAAUUAUGUGUUUGGAUGAAAAAAUUGAUAAUUUUACAAGGCAAAGUAUUGCUCAGCGAGAAGAAAUCAGCAUUCUUGGUGCAACACUCAACGAUCUGGCUAAAGAAAAGGAGUGCCUGCAAGCAUGUUUGGACAAAAAAUCGGAGAACAUUGCAUCCCUGGGAGAGAGUUUGGCCAUGAAAGAAAAGACCAUUUCAGGCAUGAAGAAUAUCAUUGCUGAGAUGGAGCAGGCAUCAAGACAGUCUACAGAAGCCCUAAUUAUGUGUGAACAAGACAUUUCCAGAAUGCGUCGACAACUGGAUGAAACAAAUGAUGAGCUGGCUCAGAUAGCCAGAGAAAGAGAUAUCUUGGCUCAUGAGAAUGACAAUCUCCAAGAACAGUUCUCUAAAGCUAAACAAGAAAACCAGGUAUUAUCCAAAAAAUUGAAUGAUACUCAUAAUGAACUAAAUGACAUAAAACAGAAGGUCCAAGAUACUAACUUGGAAGUUAACAAGCUGAAGAAUAUAUUAAAGUCUGAAGAAUCUGAGAACCGGCAAAUAAUGGACCAACUCAGAAAAGCCAAUGAAGAUGCUGAAAACUGGGAGAAUAAGGCCCGUCAAACCGAGGCAGACAAUAAUACCCUCAAACUGGAACUGAUCACCGCAGAGGCAGAGGCUAACAGAUUAAAAGAAAAAGUAGAUUCCCUCAAUAGAGAGGUUGAGCAACACUUAAAUGCAGAAAGGUCUUACAAGUCCCAGAUUUGUACGUUACACAAGUCUGUUGUAAAGAUGGAAGAGGAGCUUCAGAAGGUUCAGUUUGAAAAAGUGUCUGCGCUUGCAGAUUUGUCUUCCACAAGGGAACUCUGCAUUAAACUGGACUCAAGCAAAGAGCUUCUUAAUCGGCAGCUGAUUGCUAAAGAUCAAGAAAUUGAAAUGAUCGAGAAUGAGUUAGAUUCAGCUCGUUCUGAAAUCGAACUCCUCAGGAGUCAGAUGACAAAUGAGAGAAUCUCCAUGCAGAAUCUAGAAGCUUUGCUGGUGGCCAAUCGAGACAAAGAAUAUCAGUCACAGAUAGCGCUUCAAGAAAAGGAAUCUGAAAUUCAGCUUCUUAAAGAACACCUUUGUUUGGCAGAAAAUAAAAUGGCCAUCCAGAGUAGAGAUGUGGCCCAGUUCAGGAAUGUGGUAACGCAACUGGAGGCUGACUUAGAUAUUACCAAAAGACAACUUGGGACCGAGCGCUUCGAGAGGGAGAGAGCUGUACAAGAACUUCGCCGCCAAAAUUAUUCAAGUUCUGGAUAUCAUAUGAGUACUACAAUAAAGCCAAACACCAAAUGUCAUUCACCAGACCGUGUUCACCAUCGGUCUCCUGACCGGGGUCUUGAUCGAUCGUUGGAAGAGAAUCUUUGCUAUAGAGAUUUCUAACACACGAAGAUUCUUCACAGCCUCGAGGAAGCUCAAAGUUACCCGGAUUUUUGGGGGGCUUUGUUUUUGGUUUUUUUUCUAUAUGAUUGCAUUUAUCUUUUGAAUGCUUGACAAUGUUAAAUGUAUUUAUUAACUUCGUGCCUCUGAAUCUCUGUUGUCAUGUGCCAUAUCGCAGUGAGCCGAGAUGACUUAUAGAAACAGAAAUGCAUAUGGCUCUUUCUAUCCACACAGUAGAAGUGAGUGUAACAUCCGCUCACUGCACUAUUGAAUCCUGUUAUGUUAACUGUCUGGAGUAAAUAAAGAAACUUAUUAAAAAGGGAAAA